AUGCCGGACCAAACACGACUAUCUUCAUCCGAAUUUUCACCAGACCAAGGGAAAGCGAAAUUCUAUGGUCGUUUUAAAAGUCAGCCAUGGUGGAAUAAGACUCUCUCAGGGAAAUUUCCCAAGAAAUCUAUGCACUGGAGCCAAGGUUGGCCGUGGGGGUAUUUCAUCUACCGGACAGCAUACAGUUCCGACGAGGACUGGAACCAGGCCCUUGCCAAACUCAAUCGCUAUAUUUACUGCACCAUAAGAUACAAGGAUAAUCCUGAACCAGCUGAGAUUGUCUGGGAGGGCUAUAAAAAUGUUAUCGUUGAUGAUAAAAAACUAUUAGAGGGUGCUCCACCUACCAAAGUCCGGCAACUAUUUCAUGACUGGAUAAAACAUCAUCUACAGCACAAUCAUUGCAGUAUAUCACGGUCAGCCUUUUGCUUGAUGAUUGAUAAUCAUGCUCUUCAGUCUAUAUUAGCGAGUCCGGAGCCUUCUCUUGAAACUGGAAAUUGGAUUACUGAGAAAAAUGGAUACGUGGUCUUGAUUGAUCGCUACUUUCCUGAUAGGGGGUUUAGACAUGAGCCUUAUAAUGUGGAUUGGGUUCUGAAGUUUGAGUGUCGAUAUCCUGCUAUUGGAAAGCCUGGUUUGAUUCCAUAUUUUGAUGGUGAGUGGAAUUGGGUGGACGAUGUGAAUAGGCGGAAGGUGACAGAUAUUGAUUCUUCAGGUGAUGUGGAAGAGGAGGAGGACUAUGAUGACGUAGAAAGUGACUAUGGUUACCAUGAUAUUUAUCAAUAUCUAAGGGAGGGGGCAUAUUUGAAUCUGAACUUAUUCAACGUGCAGUAUGCUUGUUCUCUCUGA
Aspergillus alliaceus is the source of this 843-nucleotide messenger RNA. RefSeq lists its product as uncharacterized. The transcript is spliced from 3 exons. NCBI's taxonomy places the organism in Eukaryota, Fungi, Ascomycota, Eurotiomycetes, Eurotiales, Aspergillaceae. Bases 1 to 843 code for a protein of 280 amino acids. The record is from RefSeq and is a predicted model, not a curated record.